AUGAUAAGAACAGAACAACGAAACAAGAGAUGGGAACAGUAUUUCUCUAAAUUACUGAACGAGGAAAAUGAACGGCUGAUCAGAGGUGAUGGAGACACUAACCAGGGUGCAGUCUUGGAAAUAUCAAGGAUAGAGGUGCAACAGGCACUGAAGAUGAAAAACAGGAAAGCCACGGGACCAGACGGCAUCCCCAUAGAAGCUUGGAAAGCGAUGGGAGAGGAAGGCAUUGACGUGUUAUGGAUGCUGAUGGGGAAGGUGAUGGAUGAGGAGAAUAUCCCGACAGUAUGGAAAGAAAGUAUAUUAAUACCGAUUUUCAAAGAGAAAGAUGUUCAAAAUUGUGAAAAUUAUAGAGGCAUAAAACUAAUGUCACAUACUUUGAAACUAUUAGAAAGAAUAAUAGAUGGCCGAAUAAGACAGGAAGCGUUUAUUGGAAGACAACAACUGGGCUUCAUGAAAGGAGUAGGAACGGCGGACAGGAUAUUCUGCCGAGAAGAAAAUCAAAAAGUGUUACACAUGUUGUUUAUAGACCUAGAGAAAGCUUAUCAUAGAGUGCCGAGACAGGAAGUGUCGAGAGGUAUGCGCAAGCGAGGAGUGACGGAGAAAUACGUGAGAAUGAUGCGAGACUUAUAA
Penaeus monodon (black tiger shrimp) is the source of this 630-nucleotide messenger RNA. RefSeq lists its product as uncharacterized. Bases 1 to 630 code for a protein of 209 amino acids. Lineage: Eukaryota; Metazoa; Arthropoda; Malacostraca; Decapoda; Penaeidae. The record is from RefSeq and is a predicted model, not a curated record. The transcript has a single exon.